This is a messenger RNA of Lachancea lanzarotensis, 1500 nucleotides long. RefSeq names its product LALA0S01e13696g1_1 (gene WSC4). NCBI's taxonomy places the organism in Eukaryota, Fungi, Ascomycota, Saccharomycetes, Saccharomycetales, Saccharomycetaceae. The record is from RefSeq and is a predicted model, not a curated record. The coding region runs from base 1 to 1500 and encodes 499 amino acids. The transcript has a single exon.
AUGAUCUCUAGCAUCAGGGACCCCAUCUUUAGCUUCGCAGCAGCAUUUCUGUGGGCGGUUUUCGCAUCUUUCGCAGGAGCUGCCCAGACCGUAUGCUCGUCGCAGAAUACGGGAUCUACUCCGGCGAAAUUCGACCAGUACCAAAGCAACGGGUGGUGCUCUAACGCAUGUGGUGGCUACUCGUAUGCGAUUGUACAGGACCAUAACUGCUGGUGUUCGAAUACCGAGCCCUCUUCACAAACGUCUGUCGGGAGUUGCAAUUCAGCGUGUCCGGGCUACGGCUACGAGAACUGCGGGAAUGCUGAUGAGGGGCUUUUCGGAUAUAUUUAUUUGGGUGCUGCGAGCUCAAGUUCGAGCAUAGAUGCCAGCUCAUCAACUUCGAGUGCAAGUUCGAGUCCCAGCCUCGCCUCCAGUUCGAGCAUUACUGGAAUCUUUAGUUCAAGCUCCAGCUCAAGCUCCAGCUCAAUUUCAAGUUCAAGUUCAAGUUCAAGCUCCAGCGUGAGUUCCAGUGCAUCUUCAAGCUCGAGCUCAAAUUCCUAUCCAAGUAGCUCCAGCUCCAGUUCUACCUCUAGCACAGGCUACAGUUCAAGUUCCAGUUCGGUACCUUCAACUAGCUCGAGCUCAAGCACUACGUCCACUUCUGCUUCUACUUCCAGUUCGAGCUUUUCUAGUUCGCUCACUACAUCAAGCAGUCAGAGCGCCAGUUCCACGCUGCCUUCUUCAAGCACAACACCCCCCUCCUCGACUUCCAGUUCGUCUUCUUCUUCGACCUCCUCCUCCAGUUCCUCGUCCGCUAGCUCUUCUUCUAGCUCAUCCACCAAAGCAACGGGUUCGGAGACUUCUGGGGGUUCGGUUUCUUCCGUGAAGCUGUCAUAUCUAACUGUAACGGCGUCUCCAACUGCGGACGGAAGCUCGGGUGGGAACGUUUACACAACGGAAAUCGUCACUACGGUUAUUUCCACGCCAACCGGCCAAGUCUCUGCCGCUCCCAAUUCCAAUGGUGCUGACGCGAACAAGAAUCGUUCCAGUGGUAAGGGCUUCUGGGGAUCGCCCGGCAAGAUUGCCGGUACUUUUGUCGCAGUUGGCAUAGUGGUAUUUCUUCUUGCCCUCCUGGCCUUUGUGCUAUGGUACCGUCGCAGAAACCAUCGUGACGAAGAUUUUGAAAAGCGUUACAACGAUGUCGUGGCACCCGUUGGGAGCAACACCAGCAUUGGACCGGCUUCCUCUGCUUCUCCUAAUGGGUUCAUAUAUGCUGACGAAAAAGGCAUACAGAGAGCCCCUCCAGCGUCUUCGGAGAACAACGAAAAACGAGGGUCUCAGGAGACCAGUGUUGCGGAAAUGGAUCACGGAAGCGCCCCAGAAGAGGGUCCUGUCGUUGUUGACCAACGACUCGAUCCUCGGCAGAUGUUCAUGAUGCAAUGGGAAAAUGGUGGAAGUAAAAUGUCGCUGGCAGACGAUGUGGACUACUCGAGAAAGGUCUUACGGGUAAUGAACGAUUGA